Molecule: messenger RNA, 2794 nt
Organism: Brachypodium distachyon (stiff brome)
Lineage: Eukaryota; Viridiplantae; Streptophyta; Magnoliopsida; Poales; Poaceae
Exons: 2
Coding region: 300-1391 (363 amino acids)
Molecular function (GO): protein binding
Source: RefSeq, a predicted model, not a curated record
GACACACUAAAUUUAAACAUUUUUCGUGCAACUUAGUUUUCAAUAUAUACUGGCCACAGUCUAUUCUACAAUUUCGAAUCAAUAUUUUUCUUGAUGUAGCAACACGAAUAAAAGCAAAGGUAUAUUGAAAUACUCCGUAACAUGUUUCAAUGAUCUAUUAAUAAAUAAAGAAAGUUACAGGGUGCACAUUGCAAAGGCCACAUCCUUUACUGUCUCCCCGCUGUCCCGCAACAAAUAGUCUCUCCUUUUCCCCGCAAGAAGCCAAGACGAAAAACUCCCCCCUCCCCUCCUGCCAAGCCAUGGCGUCGCCGCCGUGGGCGACCCUCCACGAAGACAUCCUGGGACUCAUCUUCCGCUCCCUCCCAACCCUCAACGACCGCGUCUACACCUCCGCCGUCUGUAGGCACUGGCGCUCCGUCGCGGUGCAGAGGGAGAACCAGCCCGAGCUCCCCUGGCUCCUCAUGCCGUCCACCGCGAGCACCUCCCACUUCCGGGUCUUCGGAGGAUCCACCCACCAGGAGAAACCCCUCCACGUCCCCGGCGCGCGCUUCUGCGGCUCCUUUCCGGGCGGCUGGUUCGUCGUCCAGCUCCAUGCGCCGCGCGGGCGAUAUGCGCUGCUCAACCUCCCCACCGGCGAACAAAUUGCCCUACCUGACAACAUGGAAGCGCCCGUGAGGAGCAAUUCGGGAAUCCAGCACAACAAUCUGUACCCCGUGCUGGCCAUCCACGCCGCCGUCCGGUCCACCGCGCCGACCCCCGACGGCGCCUACAUCGUCGCCGCCCUCACGUCCAGCCAGACCAACAUCGCUUUCUGGCGCCCGGGGAUGGCACACUGGUCGCCGCUGCUUCAUACAGAGGUAGACCGUCGCGCUUCAUGGGCCGACGAGAUGAUCCCCACGGCGGACGGGUCCAUGGAGGACAUAGACGGCAUGCUUACGAUGUCGCGUGCCGGAAUCCGCAUAGACACCCAGCGAGCGCCACGGGCCGAGGAGCCCGUCGCCCGCUACCUCGUGCUGUCCGGCGAGAAUCUGCUCAUCGUCAGGAGGUUCGCCUCCUUGCCGGUCGCGCCGGAUGUGAUGGGACUCCAUGUCAUCAGGAUCGCCAGGGAAGAAGAGGGUAAUUUGCGCCAGCGCAACUGCUGGGGGCUACCAGGGAGGGUGCUCUUCCUCGGGCGCGGCUGCUCCAGGGCCUACACGACGGCGGUCCACACGAACCCCGGCGGGUACAUCUACUUCCUGGACGCCGACAGAUUCCCAGGCUCGACGACCAUCGGCUACCACUGCAGCGACACCGGCCGGUGCGACUACCGACACUUCCUGCUUCAAAUCCAGCGGGUCUUGCCGCAAGUGCCCGAGUCCGACUGCUCGCCAUGGAUUUGGUUCUUCCAUUGAUCAGCCAUAGCCCAUGGCAGGACGAGGCAGAUCGCCUGAUACAGGCGACGGUACUACUUGUGCAAUCUUGGCUGUCUGCUUGAAUCACGAACCAAUUUUGGGGAUUCCUGUUGAGAUUUUGCUUUUCAGUUCAUAGUGGGAUUGUAGAAUUUCAGACAUGAAAAUGGUUGCUGUCUUGCUGAGAGACGCUUGAGACCUGACACUGAGACAUGAACAAGUCGAUUCCCAGUGUUUCAACUGUACUAAUGGGAUCUCUCAUAGUGCAGUUCAGAGUUUGUCCUGACACAUUGUCUCAUACUCUCUUCUUGACCGUUGCCUUUGUUUCAAUUCAUUCUUGCCAUAUGGUAAGGUUUUAGCUUCAGCAAUUUAUUCUGGGGUUUGUGCGCCAUCAGAUGCAUGGAAAGAUUGAGUUACAGUUAAUGUUGGCUUGCACUAGAAUAACUUGAUUUUGGGCUUUGAAUCUGUGUUCUCUGUUAAUAUUGCAGUUCACAGAGUUACAUCAAUAGUGUACUAAAUCUGUGAUUCUUCUCUUGUGAAUUCUGAAGCUAACCAAACUGAACUUGUGCCUGUAGAAGCUGCAAUCUCUGUAAUUAAUGACUGAGAAGCUAUAAAAUGGGCUGCUAAUAAUUUACAAUAGCUACAUGCUCAUUGAUAAUGCUUCUAGUUUUUUUUUUCUGCAUUGCUGCCAUUCUUUCAAUUGUGCCUAUCAAUUAUUCAGUGUGAGCUGAUCUGGAGCAGUGCUCAAACAGAAAAGUAUAUUUCAGUACUGUGGAACUGCUGAUUACACAGCAGCAGAUGUGUGUUUCACAUGAUCUCCAGUACUGCAAAUAACAGCAAGCAUGGUUGAUUAUCUGCAGCUGUAAUAUUUGACUCUCUUUUGAGUUGUGCUGGUCUAAUAUUAUGCUACGCUGAAGGCUUGAGUUUCAGAGUUUGGAUGACUAAUCUGUACCUUUUUUUAAGCUGUGUUUCAAGUGCUUGUGUGCAGUGUGUUUUGAUAGUGUAAGUUUCCUGUCAGCCCUGGCCCAUUAUUUAUCUGAUGAAGAAAGUUAGUGCCUCUCAAUCAGAGAAAGAACUGACUAUGCAAUGUAUGCAUAGGCUUACAUCAACUACCUGUAAGGGUAUUGCCACAUAAGAAUUUUGGUGACCUGGAGUUAAGAGAAACUGAGAAAGCAUAGAGAUAGAGUUUGUCUCUGCCUCGAAGUGACAUUGAGGGGCAUUGCACUUGGAAUAGAAUCUUAAAGACUCUACAAAUAACAGAAUCCUAACAGUUAAACCCUGAAAUACUGAAUACUUUCUGUGCAAAAUUUAAAAGGUUGCGCCUUGAAGAUUGGUGACUUCCAGCUCAAAAUUUCCAUCUCCCCUUUUUAGAUGAACUAUAGCUAUCUCCUUUCUUUCCCUUUUUC